AUAUGUAUCAAGUUAUCAAGCUACAAGAAUUAUUUUAAUUAAUGGCUCUGAACAACACUGUCCUGGGAGCCCUAAACUUCGUGGCGAUGCUCCUUUCGAUUCCGGUGAUCGGCGCCGGAAUCUGGCUGGCGACGGAGGCGGAGAACGCCUGCGUCAAGAUCCUGCAAUGGCCGGUGAUCAUUCUGGGGGUGGCGAUCCUCCUGGUGGCUCUGGCCGGCUUCAUCGGCGGCAUCUGGCGGAUCCCGUGGCUCCUCAUCUCCUACCUCAUCGGAAUGCUGGUCCUCAUCGUCCUCCUCGCAGCCCUCGUCGUCUUCAUCUACAUGGUCACCGCCAGAGGCUCCUCCGGCCACGCCGUCCCCAGCCGCGCCUACUUGGAGUACGGCCUCGAUGACUUCUCCGGGUUUCUGCGGCGGCGCGUGAGGAGCCCCUUCAAGUGGGAUCGGAUAAGGAGCUGCCUGAGCUCGUCCACCAUGUGCGCGCAGCUCAACCAGAGCUAUCGAAUGGCUCAGGAUUUCUUCAAUGCUCGUAUAACCCCUCUCCAGUCGGGGUGCUGCAAACCUCCGACGGAGUGCGGAUACACGUUCAUUAACCCGACCUAUUGGAUCAGCCCCAUCAACAACGCUGCCGACAUGGACUGCCUCCAGUGGAGCAACGACCAGACGCAGCUCUGCUACUCGUGCGACUCCUGCAAGGCCGGCCUGCUCGCCGCCAUCCGCCACGAGUGGCGGAGCGCCGACAUCAUCCUCCUCCUCUCCCUGGUGGGGCUCAUCUGUGUGUAUGUUCUGGGAUGCUGCGCUUUCAGGUCUGCCAAAACGGAUGAGCUCUUCAGAAAGUAUAAGCAGGGAAAUACCUACACUUAGUAGCAUCAUUAAUUAAAAUUUGGAUUUAAUUUAAUUUAAUCUGUUAACUUCUGCAACGAAUUAGGUUCCUUUCGUUGAUUAGGGUUUUUGUGAUACUGUUAUUCCUUUCGAUAUUAUUAUUAUUAUUAUUAUUAUUA
Andrographis paniculata is the source of this 997-nucleotide messenger RNA. RefSeq names its product protein TORNADO 2. Gene Ontology annotation, biological process: auxin-activated signaling pathway. The record is from RefSeq and is a predicted model, not a curated record. The coding region runs from base 42 to 860 and encodes 272 amino acids. Gene Ontology annotation, cellular component: plasma membrane; plasmodesma. The transcript has 2 exons. NCBI's taxonomy places the organism in Eukaryota, Viridiplantae, Streptophyta, Magnoliopsida, Lamiales, Acanthaceae.